Paramecium sonneborni is the source of this 900-nucleotide messenger RNA. NCBI's taxonomy places the organism in Eukaryota, Ciliophora, Oligohymenophorea, Peniculida, Parameciidae. The record is from the annotation of a GenBank genome assembly.
AUGAAAAGAUAAAUUAGUAAAAGAGAAUAAACCAUAAAAUGCGAAAUAUUUUAAAAUAAAAUGUCUAAAUCAAAAAGUUUCAUGAUUUUACAAAUUCCAGAUGAAAAUUUUGAUUAAUAGAAAAGAAUGUAAAGAAGAAUGAGUUGUUAUUCAUUAUUUUUUGGAUAUUUGAAUAAAUUCUAAAUUCAACACCAUAAUAUUGCACCUGAAUUCAAAACCAAAUACUCCACUUAGGAUAAAGAGAUUAAAGAAACCAAUAGAAGAAAAACUCAAAUAGCUGAAGAUACUGUCAUUAAAAGAUUUAGAAGAGGUGUUUAAGAAAUAACAAAAUGUAAAACUGUAAUAUAAACUCUAAAAAUGCUUUAAAAAAAGAAUAAAAACAUUCAAGAUUUUAUUAAUUAAAUUAAAACCCCUAAAGAUAGUGUUUUAUUAAAAAAAACAAGAAGGAACAGCUGUUAUUGUUCAGAAUGCGGUUAACAAAGUUAGUUUUAAUAAAAACAUUAAAAUGAUCCAUUCUUCAAUUUCUUUAAUUAUAACGAAUUUUUGAAAAGAUAAAUAAUCAAAAUUGCUCCAAAAUUUUAAAAUAAAUUAUUUUCUCUCCAAUAAGAAAAUUUAUAACGAUCCUAUGUCUUAGAAAAUAAAUCAUUAAUAUAUAAAUAUAAAACAGUUUCAAAAACUACUAAUUUACUAAUAAAGUUAUCCUAAUAAAAACUUCCUAAACAAAGUAUUAUUCCAUCUCAAAGAGUCAAAACCGAACUAACAUAAUGUUCUUAAAAAUCUUUCAAAUUCCAAUUGAAGAAAAAUGCUUAAAUUAGAUCAAGAAAUUAACUAAAUUUAUAUUCUAUGACUACAAAUUAAACUAAAGAUAGCUUUAGAUCUUUAGCCUCUAUAUAUAAAUGA